AUGACCAGCAGCGAGAAAAACGUCAGUUUCGAAGGCCAUGGCUGCUUCCGGAAGAAGGUGUCGGCAACUGCCACGAGGAGUGGGGUCAAGGAUCGGAAGACUAUGAAAGUGUCCACAUUGGCGUGGCGGAGGAGAUUUGUAAAAGAGGAACGCUGCCGGAAGGAACUUCUUGGCUGUCUCCACAGUGAAGGGAUCGUGGUGCAAAAACCCGAAUUGUCCAAGGAUCCAGACGCCGAGGGCCGAGCUGGAACAAAGAGCGUAGCCUAUGACGAGGCUGCUGGUGGCGUAGUAUUGCUUGGACGCCUCGAGCCGGAUCGAGGCCAUCGGGAAUUUAAAGAAAUCAGUGAGCUGCUUGAGGCUGAUGAAAUCAAAAAUCAGAAAAUGAAUUACAACCAGGCACCGGAAGCAAGAAUGUAUAAUAGAAAGCAAAUGAAAUUUAGGAAGGUUUGGCGGGGGAGAGUAAAAAUGGAAUGGGGAAAA
Messenger RNA from Striga asiatica, 480 nucleotides. NCBI's taxonomy places the organism in Eukaryota, Viridiplantae, Streptophyta, Magnoliopsida, Lamiales, Orobanchaceae. The record is from the annotation of a GenBank genome assembly.